Sycon ciliatum is the source of this 2360-nucleotide messenger RNA. RefSeq names its product homeobox protein aristaless-like. Gene Ontology annotation, molecular function: RNA polymerase II cis-regulatory region sequence-specific DNA binding; DNA-binding transcription factor activity, RNA polymerase II-specific. The record is from RefSeq and is a predicted model, not a curated record. NCBI's taxonomy places the organism in Eukaryota, Metazoa, Porifera, Calcarea, Leucosolenida, Sycettidae. Gene Ontology annotation, cellular component: nucleus. Gene Ontology annotation, biological process: regulation of transcription by RNA polymerase II. The coding region runs from base 321 to 1904 and encodes 527 amino acids. The transcript has 3 exons.
GACCAUAGACUAGAGUCUUUAGUAGCAAGUGCUCGCACGAACAGGACCGAGUAAAGGCCACAGUUUACAUUCAGCAGCUCGUUGUUUUCACCAAUCACGGGAACAUUUCUGUUUCUGGAAUCUUCUGCCUUGGAGCAGCCGAGCGUCUUGAACUUUCCGAGUCAGGAAUUUCUGCUCAUUGUGUUUUCAAACACUGCUUGUGAGAGAUUGGUAAGGAGAUCGAUCACCUGUGGAGUUCAAGAUUAGAGUAUCGCCACGACUCUAGGAAAACCUGUGUUAGUUUUGUAUCACCUACGUCAUUCUAAAGCCCGGCCGGGUAGAUGUCGGGUCACCAAAGCCAUGGGAAAACGGCGAAUUCCAACCUGCCUGUAUCUGGUCUUCCCUUCUCAUCAGUCGCUGGCUUGUCAGACGUCCCAAGGCAACAUGGCGGCAAGGAUGCCAGAUCUUUGCACUCGUCGCCGGAAAACCAGCCGCCCACGCUCCAGUCACCACCACACCAACCUACAGCACACCAACCAGCGGCACAACAGCCACCAGCACAACAGCCGCGGAGAGGCUCAAAGCGCCGUCAGACGUCCCCCAGUCUGGCCGACCAUGAGCCAAAGCGACGAGUGCGCACCAAGUUCACGCCGUCCCAGCUGUCGAUUUUGGACGCCUCCUUCGCACAGGGACGGUACCCCUCUAGUGCGCAGCGUCUUCAUCUGGCGAAUAAAUUAGGACUCACCGACUUAUGUGUUCAGGUUUGGUUUCAGAAUCGCCGUGCGAGGGACAAACCCAGCCCGCUAAUUCCUCCGCUGUUCCUCGAGGCGCAGGCAUUAGCUCCUCGCACCCCCACAGUUGCUGCAAGUCCUUAUGAGGCAAGCCUUACGCAAUACCAUUGCAGUAGUACCAUGCCUGCCUUGCUACCACCUUCAACACACCCCCAAGCAGUCACUAGCACUGUAGCUAACACUAAGGUCGAGAACGCGGAUCGCAACCCAUUUCUGUCAUCCCAAGACCAUGGAGCCAAUGCCAGCGCUAAAACAGGUGGCGUGAGUUCGACAGUGAAUGUGCCACGUGCCUCGCCGUCCAUUGCUUCGCCUUAUACGCAUGGUGGCAAUGUGGCUGGUCGUGAUGCUCUGUGGACAGGGACUGGGAAUUAUCAGCACCCUGCGGCUUCAUUCGUGCUCACGCCUGGAUCAUCCGUACUAACUCCUGCUUCAUCCGCACUCCCUCCUGCUCCCUCCAUGCCCACUCCUGAUUCAACAACCACCAAAACCCAGACCACGGUGAAUAGUUCAUUGUAUUCUCACCGAACUGUUGCUUCCUCGUCGCCAAUAAAAUCAUCACCGAGUGUGAGUAGACCGGAUACGUUGCCCAUCACCCUUCCCGUCAGUCAGGCGCACUAUCCUAUCACCUGUGCGCCGCAGCAGAUUAUGUCGGCAAGUCCACCACAGAUCAUUUCAGCAAGUCCGCAGCAAAUCAUUCCAGCAAGUCCACAACAGAUCAUUUCAGCAAGUCCGCAUUAUGUUGCCCCACAUCCUGUGCAAGCCACACUCACAUCGCAUCAGGGCCCAAGUAUGAAUGCUCAAGCUGCCCAUGAACCAACCCUUGUACAGGCAUGGUCUCAGCCGCAGUUGAUCUUCAUUCCAACACAGCAACAGGUGCUGCCCGCCGCCAGUCCUGUGCCGGCGUCUUUCCCGCUUCACCAGAGCGCGACGGGGUCCAUUGUGUUCAACACUAAUGCCUCGAACAGCCCAGCUAUGCAGCAUGUGCCGGAGCAUACGCCACAGCACGUACUUGUGCAUCCCACCCAACAUCCCACCCAACCCUCUAGCACACUAGCACUACCGAGAAUGCAACCGCUCCCCGCCAAUCAACAGGCAGCACUGAACAUGCGCUCGGGUUUCUUUGUACUGAGGUAGCUGCGGUGAGGUUGAGCGUGGAUGCGUGACAGGAUAACAUUUGCAAAGUCCUUGAUUUGAUGCCAAUGUCUGCUAGCUUGUCAAACUCCUCCGACAGUGUAUGAAGCGAUGGCGCGGAACAUGCACAUAACAUCAUGCAUUUCAUAUCCGCAGGUAACCUCUGAUGACCCGUGCCCCAUUGUAGUAUGGUUUUAUUCCGGGACAGAUAUAUUGCUCCAUACUCCAUAGUGAGAUAUGCAGAACUGAGAAGUAGUAGUAGUAGUAGAAUUUAUCAUUUUACUAGGGAACUCCCAACAGGCGUUGCCUUUUUACUGGGAACCCUAGACUGAGAAGUACCUCCGAUGCCAUGCGUUCUUUCGUCUCUUUGACUUGUGAUAUUAAUGAUGACAGCAUCCCAUAACAAUCCUUGAGAUUAUCGUAUCUGUUGACAAUGUUGAACCAUUUUUGCGGUUUUGA